Messenger RNA from Paralichthys olivaceus (Japanese flounder), 3198 nucleotides. Lineage: Eukaryota; Metazoa; Chordata; Actinopteri; Pleuronectiformes; Paralichthyidae. The record is from RefSeq and is a predicted model, not a curated record.
UAACCUGCCAGGCUCCAGGCGUGGCCAAAUUGAAACUGUGCUAACAACCUUUGUACCAAACAAUGGUCGACAGUGUGCAAAGGUCUGCUCUCUGCCUUCCUGUCUUUGACUGUUGGGAUUGAACUGUGGUAAGUGAAAAGAGGCAUUCAGCGAGGUUAGACCUGUGCAGAGAAAAGAACAAUGCCUGCUUCCACAUGGAAGCAGAGGCUGUCCAAGUGCUAUUGAUUCUAUUUGCUUUGUGGCUAUAGUUUGAUUGUUUAAGGGUUGAAAAGUUUAGUGCUAAUUUAGAAUAUAAAGGGGCCAUUUGAAGGUGUCUCAUAGAUGCAUAGGGCAGGCAUGAUUUAUUUGCUUUGGAUCGGUCACUGUUUUCUCACCAGCGCAAUGUAAAGUGUGUGAAUAUUAUCAGGGCAUGAAAUGGACAAUGUUCUUAUUUCUGAUUGUUAUUGCUCUGUCUUACGGCCUGUGUGGUAAUAAAACCCUGUCGCUGCAAAAUCAGUCUCACAAAUCUAUACUGUCAGGCUAACAGCAGCUCCACGUGGGAAUUAACAACACAACAGCACCUACACAUGCACACACACACAGUUUAUCUCCUUUAGUCCCAGAAACAUACACACAUAAACCCACCCUCCUAUAUCCCUCCUCUGUUGCACUGCCUGAGGAAGCCACUGCACGCUGUUGUAGCAGGUGAUCGCCCUUAUUUGGUGAUGACCCAGAUCAUGUGACCAGAAAAUGGUGGAAGCUGUGAGGUGUUUGUAAGCUGAGCAUCUCCACGAGAGGCUGGGGGAGCAGGAAAUAGGCAGGGAACUUGGAGCCACAUCCAUGCUCUGAGACGCAGGAGGACACACGAUCCUGAGCCCCGGCAGUGGUCCUCUGGGGAUGGACCUGGCAUCAGAGAGUAAAAUGAACUCUGAAGGGGGCGAAGGCCGACCAGUCCCUCCUACCUCUCUGCCCCUACAAGGAGGCCCAACCCAGAGAAAAAAGCUCUCCGCCCCUCGCAUCAGCCUUUCAUUGGACCAGAGCGAGGACGACUUGGGGGAAACGCCAGACGAUCUCGACAUCAACGUCGAUGAUCUCGACACUCCGGAUGAUGGGGACUACCUCGACUACACGGACCAUGAAAUGGACUGGGAAGACCCAAAUGCUGCCAGCAGGACUGGGACAAGUGAGCCUUAUGAAUCAAUCCCGACGUACAGCGCAGAAGAGGAGCGCCAGGAUGGGAAGCUGUGGAGGACGGUCAUCAUUGGGGAGCAAGAGCACCGCAUCAACAUGAAGAUCAUUGAGCCCUACAUGAGAGUCAUCUCUCACGGAGGCUACUAUGCCAAUGGAGUGAAUGCCAUCAUCGUGUUUGCUGCCUGUUUCCUGCCAGACAGCGACAGAGAGGACUACCAUGAAAUAAUGGAGAACCUCUUUCUGUGAAUGCAUUGCAUGCUUGGACAGUGUGGUUGGGAUCCCACGGGCUGUUCUGUGAAAGAUAUCGAUGCCAAGUUCAGCAGUAAGAUAAAGUAUGUGAACAGUUUGGACGAGCUUCAGGAACUCAUCCCCAUGGACUGCAUCCAGAUCCCAGAGUGCAUCAUUAGACUCGACAAGGAACUGAAGGAAGCCGCGGAGAACUCAAAAGUGAAUAUUUUCCUGCAGGGAUCGGAGCCAGCGGCAGCAGCAGCAGGCAGAACAGACCGAGCAAAAGCAGCCGGUGCCAGCAGCUCUUAAACCCAAACAUCCUCAACGGACGGGUCACCUCGGUGUUCAGAAAACACUGUCGUAUGGCUGAAGCUGGAAAAUCAGAGGGUUGUUAAGCUAGUGUGUGUGUGUGCGUGUGUGUGUGUGUGUGUGUCUGUGUUUGUCAAUUACACAUCAGGGUUGAAUAUGAAAUCCCACCUCACAAUAGUUAACAGGCAGAUGUCAUUCUUUUGGCUGCAGCAGCGUCUUCUGUCCCUUACAUCUGCAGUUCAGAGAACUAUAGAGUCAAGUGUGAGGCUUGGCGGUGCCUACAGGAUAGCAUCAGUGUUCACGGUAGGUUAGGAAAUGCAAUUUACACCAGACAGUGCACCAUGCAAAUCCAUUUGUAGAGACUAUAGUGUCAUAGUUGUGUGCAUGAGAAGAAGCGAAGCAAUAAUAUUCACCCUUUACUGGUUCCACAGUCUCACCACUUCAGAUUUAACUUGUGCGUCAGCAGUCUACAAUAAAAGCACAAGGUGACGCCAUAAAAACCUUGUGCCAUAAAAGACCAACUUUUGCAUUUAAGCAAAUCCAAACCUCAACACUAAUGCUCUAAAACUGAAGAAUAUAAUGACAAAUAGAUAUUUUAAGAGUUUAACUGAAACCAAGUAGGAAGAAAUUAAAUAUAUAAUGAAGUAAUCAGUGCAAUGUGAGGGCAUGUGUUUUUAGCCAUGUUCUGCAAGGGUGUGUGUUUUUAUUGGAUCAAAUUAGGGUCACAAUUUUUUUUGUGCUUGCGCAAUGAAACAAGUUUUAUGGUUGUAGAAACAUUGAGUAUGUUUAAGUCACACUUUUUUUCACAAUGUCUGAGGGAUGGGCGCACAAAUUACCAAACUAUGCAUGCGACCCUGAAGUUAUCUUAACCCUGUUUUACUCUUAAGCUGAAUCACCAAUCCGCAGGAUUCCCAGUGACCUUCUGUGCUACCAUUGAAUUCAGUAACCCACCUGUGUCUCAGAGGAGUCCACCUCAUAUUGAAUCAGAGACAAAAGGAGAACGUUCGAGCACACUUUGUCCUGAUAGGACAGUGUGAAUUUGUCUGAGUGGAGGUUGCAUGCAAAGAUAGGACAUUUGUGUGUCUGUCUCAGGCUUUGAGAAAACUAUCCCUGCGUGAAUAUCACAGUGUGAAUUACACAGAUGCACAAAAAACUUCUACACACACAAAAUAUGAUGAACAGCUUCGUUAUUUCACAAGCAAAAAAUAUAAGUGACCCUCAUUUGAUCCCAUGUGUUCUCAGUCGGUUUCUGUCAGGUGCAUAAACUGGGAAUAAUCUCUUCAGCUUCUCCUGGAUCAGAUGAAAACAAAAGAUGGGGUCUUUGUAAAGCACAAUAUCAUCUAUAUACGUAUGUGUGCAUUUGUACAUCAGUGCAUGUCCCCACAUAGAGAACUUAUCAAUGAGUCUCCUGUUAUGGUGUAUUAAUGAGGAAUUGCAGAGAAAUUAUGGAUCACUGUCUAGUCAUUCAAUAAAAAUGGACUUAAGUCUGAA